AUGAUAUUGUACAUGGCCAUUGUCUUGUACGCGCCAUCAUUGGCUCUGAACAAGGUUACUGGAUUUAAUUUGUGGGGAUCAGUCAUUUCAGUGGGUGUUGUGUGUACAUUUUAUACAACUUUAGGUGGUAUGAAGGCUGUACUAUGGACAGAUGUCUUUCAAGUCGCUAUAAUGAUGAUUGGACUGCUAGCUACACUCAUUGAAGGCUGCAUACGAGCUGGUGGAUUUAACAAUGCCUGGGAACACGCCCGGGAGUCUGGCAGAAUUGUAUUUGACGACUUUAACCCUGAUCCUGCUGUGAGACAUACAUUCUGGUCACUAGUAAUUGGAGGAUAUUUCACGUGGCUAGCUGUCUAUGGAGUAAAUCAAGCCCAAGUACAGCGUGCCUGCACGUGUCCAACUUUGAAGAAAGCCCAAUUAGCUUUGUGGCUGAACUUCCCUGGACUUUGUAUGAUAUUGUACAUUUGCUGCCUCAUUGGAAUUGUUCUUUACGACUUCUACCGAACAUGUGAUCCGAAAUCGUAUGGUCUAGUUCAACAAGCUGAUCAGUUAUUACCGCUCUAUGUAAUGGACAUUCUUGGUUUUCUGAAAGGUCUUCCGGGGCUUUUUAUUGCCUGUUUAUUUAGUGGGGCUCUCAGCACUAUCUCGUCGGGUUUGAAUUCCUUGUCGACUGUUAUCCUUGAAGACGUUAUCAGGACGUAUAUUAUCAAAGAUAUGCCAGAAAAUAAGGCCACAUGGAUUUCUAAAAUACUCGUUCUCAUUCUUGGCUUCCUGUGCCUCGGUCUUGCCUAUGUCGCUUCCCUGCUCGGUGGAGUCUUGCAGGCUGCGUUGUCUCUUUUUGGGAUGAUUGGUGGACCUCUACUCGGACUAUUUACCCUUGGACUCUUUUUUCCAUGGGCAAAUAAAUGGGGCGCCUAUACUGGUUUAAUUGGUAGCUUGAUUUUCAUGUUUUGGAUUGGAAUCGGAGCCCAAACCUAUAAAUUUCCAUCCCCGAAGUCAAUGAUUGAUAUCUCCGGAUGUAAUUGGAAUGUUACCCAGCCACCACCAACGAUCAAUAUAACAACUAUACCAACGACAACAGUAGCAGAAGCAACAACCAUAACACCAGUUCAAGUUCUGUACACAUUGUCCUAUCUAUGGUACAGUGCUACAGCAGUUUUAACCACACUUGUCAUCGGACUUUUAGUUAGUUUUGCAACAGGGCACACCAAAGCAAAAGACGUAAACCCCAAUCUUAUGGUUCCAUUCUUUGAUAUUGUUUUUCCUUGCCUGCCCGAGAAAAUCAGAAAGCCCUUACGGUUCGGAGUUGACUAUUCUGGGAGAUAUGGUGUAUCUUCGGGCAGACCGAGGUUGCAGGUGAGUACAAUAUCAGGCAAUCACGUCAGCAACAAUCCAGUGGGUAUAGCCACCCCCAGGACUGGGAUUUUGAAGACACCUUCACAUUCGACAAGUUCUGUGGACUCAGGAAGAGAAAGCUCGAAAACCACAUCUUUUAGUGACGAUGUAUCAGUCGUGACCAUCACCUCACGAGUAUCAUAUGAAUCAUGUGUUUGA
This is a messenger RNA of Acanthosepion pharaonis, 1554 nucleotides long. NCBI's taxonomy places the organism in Eukaryota, Metazoa, Mollusca, Cephalopoda, Sepiida, Sepiidae. The record is from the annotation of a GenBank genome assembly.